Messenger RNA from Hypanus sabinus (Atlantic stingray), 7479 nucleotides. RefSeq names its product potassium inwardly rectifying channel subfamily J member 11 (gene kcnj11). The record is from RefSeq and is a predicted model, not a curated record. NCBI's taxonomy places the organism in Eukaryota, Metazoa, Chordata, Chondrichthyes, Myliobatiformes, Dasyatidae. Bases 63 to 1205 code for a protein of 380 amino acids. The transcript has a single exon. Gene Ontology annotation, biological process: regulation of monoatomic ion transmembrane transport; potassium ion import across plasma membrane. Gene Ontology annotation, cellular component: plasma membrane. Gene Ontology annotation, molecular function: ATP-activated inward rectifier potassium channel activity.
UCUCCGCCUCUCUCGCCGUGACUUCGGCUGAGUUCAGACCGGCAGUCGGCAAUGGACCGGGGAUGUUGGCCAGAAAGGACCUCGUCCCCGAGGAGUAUGUACUGCGGCUGGUGGAGGACGUGUCGCGGCCACGCUACCGGGAGAAGCAACGCAAGGUACGCUUCGUCAAUAAGAACGGCGCCUGCAAUGUGGCGCACACCAACAUCCGAGAGCAGGGCCGCUUCCUGCAGGAUGUCUUCACCACACUGGUGGACCUCAAGUGGCGCCAUACACUGCUCAUCUUCACUAUGAGCUUCCUGUGCAGCUGGCUGCUCUUCGCCAUGAUCUGGUGGCUGAUCGCCUUCGCGCACGGCGACCUGAACGGCGCCGCGCCGCCCGCCGUGCCUUGUAUCACCAGCCUGCACUCCUUCACCUCAGCCUUCCUCUUCUCCAUCGAGGUGCAGGUCACCAUCGGCUUCGGCGGCCGCAUGAUCACCGAGGAGUGCCCGGCUGCCAUCACCGUUCUGAUCGCGCAGAACAUCGUGGGGCUGGUCAUUAACGCUAUCAUGCUGGGCUGCAUCUUCAUGAAGACGUCGCAGGCGCAGCGGCGCGCCGAGACGCUCAUCUUCAGCAAGUUCGCCGUCAUCUCGCCGCGGGACGGCCGCCUCUGCCUCAUGUUCCGCGUGGGCGACCUGCGCAAGAGCAUGAUCAUCGGAGCCAGCAUCAGCGUGCAGGUGGUGCGGCGCACGACCACGGCCGAGGGCGAGGUGCAGCCGCUGCGUCAGAUCGACGUGCUGCUCGACAACCCGGUGGGCGGCGGCGCCAUCUUCCUCGUCUCGCCGCUCAUCAUCGCGCACGUUAUCGACCGCGACAGCCCGCUCUACCACCUGACGGCCGCCGACCUGCAGCGCCAGGACUUCGAGGUGGUCGUCAUACUCGAGGGGGUGGUCGAGACCACCGGCAUCACCACCCAGGCCCGCACCUCCUACCUGGCCGACGAGAUCCUGUGGGGGCACCGCUUCGUGUCGGUGGUGAGCGAGGACGAUGGCCGCUACUCGGUUGACUACUCGAAGUUCGGCAACACUGUCAAGGUGCCCACGCCGCCCCUCGGCGCCCAGCAGCUGGAGCAGGAGCGGGAGCAGGCCGUCGGGAGUGAAGGACGGGUCGCCGCCUUCGACAUUUCUCCCGGGGCGAGGAGGAGGUCCUCAACUCCCCCAACCCAAUGAUUCGUGACCCCAGCACCACCUCUCCCCCAGGCCGACGGGUGGCAGGGACGAGAUCCCAACACCAACCAGGCAACUCUUCCAAGCUUUCCCAAUUCGUGUUUCCCAGGGGGUUUUGUUUGGCCAUUGUGCAUCUACUUAAACGUUUUACAAUUUUGUAAAUAGGAGAAUUUUACUAAAGAAAACUGGUAAGAGACAUUAAACUGUAGCGUUGGCAUGGUUAGGUUUAAGUACUAAAGAUAAGAGUUUUCUAUACCUAUUGUAGUAGCUGUUGAUCAAUCCAGUAACCAGCCAUUCUAUUUUCUUCUUGUAAAGUUUGAUGGAGGAUGGCAGACCAACAAAAGGUGCAUUGCUACUACCUACUGAGCUGGAGUGUGGAGCAAAAAGAUAGGAAGUUUACCCACUAAAUCCCGCUCCCCCCACCAAAACUCAAAUAAUAUCAAAGUCUAAUGCUUUUCAGAAAGUCAAAUUCUGAAAAAGGGAAUCAUACAACCUAAUAUGUUGACUAUGUAUACGUGUAAGUAUAACUACUGUACCUGUAUACUAAUCUCCCAGUUGAUUUCGCACCAUACACUGAAUUUUAUAGAAAUACCUUCCUUUGUUGCUUUAUCUGAACUUUGUUGCCAUAGUAAGGAGAACGUGCAAAUGCUGGAAUGCAAGCAACACACACAAAAUGCUGCAGGAACUUAGUAGGCCAGGCAGCAUCUAUGGAAAAGAGUACAGUCACUGUUUCAGGUAAGACCCUUCUUCAGGAUUCAUGUGUCCUGAUGAAGGGUCUUGGCCUGAAAAGUUUACUGUACUCUAUUCCAUAGAUGCUGCCUGGCCUACUGAGUUCCUGCAGCACUUUUUCAAUCAUGGUUUUCAUCUUUUUUAUGCGAAGGCACCUCGACAUUUAUGUCCUUAAUUUUAAGUGAUUGCUUGGCUAGAAUGUCUGUCACCUCAUUUCCUUCAACUUCAACGUGGGUUGGGCCCCAUAAGAACUGAUUACACAAACCUGGACCCUGCUGCCGUAACAGAUGUCCAAUCUCAAAAGGAAUGUCUGGCCUAUGAUUUGAAAUAUCUGUUUUAAUAAAUGUCAAAACUGAGAACAAAUCAGAGCACAGAAGGAGGGUGUACUUUUUAUACUCAUUUCCAAGCUAAAAUAAUAACAAUCAUCUCAGAUGUGAAUAUUGAUACAUAUACUAUGAUAGUCUUCUUAAUAGUCAACUGAGACUGUGGAACAUCACAGAAAUGUCUGAAAGACUUGUUACUGGAUCGUUUGAGCCAUCUGUAUAGAUAUGUAAGAAGCCAUAAUAUGCCUUGCAUAUUGCUGAAUUACAUGUGCCACUGAUAAGCAAUCAUUCUUCAUCUUAAUCUUAAAGACUUAAAUGAACCGCACAUAAAGGGAAAAACCACGGAACGAGGUAAACUGUGACCAUAAUCCGUAUUAAACAACCCAAGAUUUUGCGGACAUUCACUUCCCAUCCUCCAAAAACUGAAGAUAUUAUGAACGCAGUGCUCACAACACUUUAUUAAUGCUGCCAUAAUUGGAUGACCAACUUUAUGUCCCAUUACGUUAACCCAAUUAGCCACUGGCAACUGUAAUCUGCAUAGAUAUAAAGGUACCUCACCCGUUUCUCCCAAUAAUGUAAAAAUUGGGAAUGAUUGAGCUUAAACUAUCUAUUCUAUUUCAAAGCUCCUGUGAAGCUUAAGGGGAACUUUCACACUAGAUGCCCUUAAGUUUUAACCUUAUAUUUACAUUUUGAUUGACAAACCACUGGGCCUCCCAACAAUAAAGGGAGACUCAGUGCGCAUUUCACUGCACUAGUUUGCUGGCUUUUAACACUACCACAGGACAAUCACAGGAAUUUUCUGACACUUAGUUUUCAAAAUGCAAAUACUCUUAAUUCAUCACUUGCAACUGGACAUAAGCUCACUCCUGCACAGAAUUAACCGGCUUUCAAUUCUGUAAGUAUGUUUGCAAUUAAUGUAUUACAAGUGCAUAAAGUACAUUUCAGACUAUUGGCUUGAGCAAGAAUAUGUAAUAACUGAUUCAGCAAUAAUUUACAGAUCCCCCCCCCCCAUUGAAAGGUUAGGAUUCUUCAUCAAGCAUUAGUAAUUUAACAAACUUAGCCAUGUCCUUUGCUUUGAUAGUGCUACAGGGUUAGGGAUAAUUUGCUUCAUGUGAAGUUCUCUGGGUUCUGUGGUAGCUGAUUAAGCUUAUUCUGGCAUUCCUGGGUACUAGAUUAGGAAAGAAGCUGAAUAGUUAAAUACAUGGUACAUCCCUUCUGUCUUUUACAUUGUGUAUCCAUCAAUUGGGUGCAAAGUUCAAAAAAUACUGUUCUCCAUUUCAAGACAAUAAUUCCCAAGCAGAAGUGUUGUUAACAUCUUUGAAUCACUUCCUCUGUCCACCUAGCAAUUUACUGCUUUUACAAGGUUGGAGUUGUGUGUCUGGUUCUGAUGUUGAGCAUAUGAAUGAUGUGGCUUGUCCAUUGGAGCGGACUGAGUGCAGUUCAGACCUCAAUGCUUAAGAAAUUGGCUUGAGAGAAAGUAUUGGCAUUAAUAUUUUUUUCUACUGGUGGACUAGACAUUGUUGGUUGUAUCAUCCUGCUGUAGGUAAUUACAUCUUGGAAUCAUCCUGGAGGAUGGGAUCAUUGCUGCCUAGUAAACCAUGAGCUUUAUUCCAGAUUUAAAGUCUUAAUCACAAAGCACUUCACUUCAGACAACCAAAUGCUGAAGGUGUCAUGCACAGGUUUUAGUAAAAUUCAUGCUGAAUGUAAUCCUUUGUAGAGAGCUGGAAGCUGAAACUGUCCAUAUAAGAAGUGGUCCAUAUUUUCCAUGGUUUUGAUGUAAAUUUUUAUGGUCAGGAACAGGAGGCAAUUUAGUAGAGUGAGGCAUAUCGGUAUUGGACUUGUGUAGAUGUUUGAUGUAAGACACAUUCUCAGGUGUGCUUCAGUGAACAAUCAACCAUGAUCUGGAGCUAGGCCUCUGAACAUACACCCAUUUGCCUAGUUCAGUGUUGAGUGUCGGGGUAGUGGUGGCAGAGUGCAGGUGAAUAAGUUUAACAUUUUUCCAUUUAUCUUCAGAUUAACUUUGCUCCAGUGGUUAAAAUGUAGCCUUAUUAAGUGAAAGAUCGAGGAAAGGGUUCAACAAACAAUAUAGCUUUGUGUUAAUAAUUAUCAGUAGAUCAAUAAACCAAUCCAAUAUUGCAGUUGCACACUUACAUUGCAUGCAUUUGCAUUUUAAUCCUAUGAAAUGGCACUGCCUAAAUCAUGUGUGUCCACCAAUUGUGGAAAACUUAAGUAAAAUUUUGUAACUAAAUAAAGGCUGAUAAAACACCUGAUGGCAUUUUUGAAGAGCACAUGCAGAGAAUGACACGACAUUUCUAACAUACAAAAUUAGCUUUAAGUACCUAAGGAUAUCUAUGACACUAUAGUGAAAAUUUGUAUAUUGAGGUCUUAUUGUACAUUUAUUUGAUUAUUGUCAAACUGAUGUUUCCUACCAUGGUCCAUUUACAAAUAUUUAUAAACAAUUCCAGAAAAUUGAAGUGAAGCAAUAAUUUGUAAAUAUUGAAACUAUACUUGAAUGAUUGAAAUUAAAUCACAUUAAUUCUGUAAUAAUUUUGAUACUCAGAAUUGCCAGUAAUAAAGUGGCCACCCAGGAAAGUGCACUGGAAUGUGAUGAUUAAAAAACACAUUUCAAGAUUUAUAUAAACAUUAAAUAUUUUAAUCUUUUAUAUUUCAUUUGAACUUCUCAGGGGCAAAGGGUGGAUUCUGAGAGGAUCAGUUUCAAAUCAAUGUUCUUGAGGAUUUAGUUUGAAAUGGGAAGAAUGGUUUAAACAGAGAUUCAUUUAGAAAGACCCAUUUUCUCUGUAAUGAGGGUAAUUGUGUUUUAAUUCUUACUGUUUCUUAUUAAAGUAAUGAGAAUCUGCAAACAAAAAACAGAAUCACUAUGUAUUUUUAAUAAUAUCCUAUCCAGAUUCCCAUGAAAAAUUUCCUCUUUAACUUAUUUUCAAUAGCUUUAUUCAGGACCUACAAACACAGACAUUGCAACCAUAUAAGGAAAAUUUGGAGUAUUAUUUAUUCCUGAAUCAGGUGGCCCAUGAUAAUUAAAGGCAUAAAAUUGGAGCACGAGGGUGAAAUUACUAGAGUUCUCAAAAUGGUGCUUGUUUUUAAAGAUGAAAAUAAAACAAUGUUUUCUUGAUUCACAAUUAAAGACUGUAAAUAUUGAGAACCAGUUGGUCUGAUCUGCACCUGCAGCAUAAAUGAUCCCAUGUAAAAAAAAUCUACAAAAGGAUUGCAAGUUAUUUAUUGUGCAUACUUCUUAAUGCAUUAUACGAAGAGAUUUUCAAUCUUCUGAAUCAAUAGCUAAGUAGUAAGUUGAACAUUGCCAGCAUAUUUACCUUUAAUGAUCCCUGAAUUAUAGUUUCUGUAAGGAAACAGAUUCAGAAUUGAAAAUUCUAUGAAGAAAAAUGAGUAUCAUAGAAGAAUGUGUUGACAUUGCGUGAACUAAUGGUGCUAAAUUCAGAUCCAUGAAAAUGUACUGUGUACAAAUAAAGCACAUUAAUUGCAUUGUUGUUAACAAUAAUAAUUUGUAGAAAUUAAAUUUUAUGUUUCACAUCUUUUGCAUGGAAUACUGUUGAAGGCUCAUCCAGAAGAUCUUUAAUAGCUGAAACAAACAAUUUACAACAUUCUGGAUAAUGCUGCUAAUAAAAAUGUUUUAGAGAUUUUAAUGUGCAUUUCAAACGAGUUCAGUGAAAGGGCUUGAAGAAAAAUGGCCCUCUAUAUUGAAAAUAGAAUAGGUGACAGAAGUUUCUGGAAUAUCCCAUAGAUAUAAUCUUGUCUUUCUUGCAGCUAAUCACAUCAACGGUAUUGCUUAAUUUAGCACAAUUAUUAACCCACAUUUCAAACUUACAGGCAAGGUUUAAUAAUUUUAAAAUAUUUAAUUUCUGGAAAAAGAUAUCCAGCUUCCAAAUCAUUAAACAGUCAAUGUAGUGUUUCAAAUUAAGUUACCUGUGAAAUUCUAGUUUUACCCCAAUUGUUUGUUAGUUCUGAACAUGUUAUAUAUUAUUUACUGUAACAAUUCACUCUCAUUGUUUUCUUCAUUAAAUGCAAGAUUAGCAAAUUAUGAUUUAUGGUUCACAGCACACAGGAUUUUCCUUAAUCAGAUUAUGCUACUGUCUGUUGAGUGCCAACCCUAAACUCUUUAUCAAUUUACAUUUCACAAAAAUGUCACAACGCUUGAAUUGUUUUGCAGACCAGUGUGCUGAGAACUCAAAAUCUGACCUCUACAGUCAAAGUACUGUCAUUGCAGAAUAAAUACCCACUAGUUUUGCAGUGUGAAACUUAAAUACAUUUUGAUAUUCAGCAAAGGAAGCUAAAUUCUAGCUGUGUCAUAGAUUCUGGUUAAUUGGGCCAUCCAUUCAUCAGGGAAAUGGCUUAUUUUGGGAAAUCUGUUUAAAAACAACAAAAGCUAAAUUGAAAAAAUUGCCAGGAUUUCAUUUAUUUGGGGCAAAAAACUUGCCAAGCAGGUUCUAACUAGUAUCAGUCUCGUGCACUCGUGUGGCUGUUGAAUGCUGCACUAUGCUUAGAGCGAACAAAUUUUAAGUAGAGUAAGUUGCUUGCGUUUGUGUACAAAAAGUAGUGAUUUUUAUCACUAAUAUAUAUGCAAGAAAUAAACACAAUUCAGAACUGUUUUGCUCAGUGCGGUUUCAACUUCAAGUUAGGAACUAAUAGAAUUUGAAGGCAUUGACAAUCAUCUUGAAUGUUACAAUAAAAAUGAAGAUUUGGAGGAUGCAAUCAUAGAUAGCAUUAUAUGAAAGGUGUCCAUUUUCUGCUCUAGGUGGCUGCACUGAUUUUGUUCAUUGCAUACUUUAGAUGAACUCCUCUGUCAAUGAUGAUUAGUUAUUAACUAAUACAGUUAUGUAGAACUAUUGGUAGUGUUUUAAUGUGUUCUGUAUUUCACUGAAAUAUAUAAAUUGUUACUCAGUUUGUCUCAUAUCUUUUUAAAAUUUCAAAAUAGUGCAAUGGAAUAUUUUCAGCUGUGUUAUUCUCCAAUUCAAAUUCUUUGCCUAGUAUUAUAAUAAAUCAUCUAUCCAAAAUGCUAACUUCACAAAAUCUGUAGAUUUAAGUUGAAAAGAAGUAAGUGGAGGAAUGUGAUGGAUGUGAUUGUUUUGAGAGCCAGGAUAGAUUCAAUGGGCCAAAUGGCUUCCUCAAGAUGGGAAUAAAAAAAAUAAGCAUGGUCCUAUUAAUUGUUUUCUCAUAUAAAUUCACAUCUAAAGAGAAUUGUUCAAGUUGAU